This is a messenger RNA of Durusdinium trenchii, 807 nucleotides long. The record is from the annotation of a GenBank genome assembly. Lineage: Eukaryota; Dinophyceae; Suessiales; Symbiodiniaceae.
AUGUCCAGGUAUGGCCUCGAUGAAGGCGUCCAGCAGCUGACGCGAGCAGCGGAGCUGGGCCUUCCAGAGGCCUUGGUGAACCAGGGCUUUAGCUAUUUGAUUGGUCCCGGCAUCCAGGAAGAUCAGGAGGCCGAAGGCUUGAAGUUGCUCGAGCUCGCGGCCCAAUCGGGCGACCCGGUCUCUGGUGCGGAAGAGAUGCGUUCCCUGGCAAAGCAGCUGGUUCAAAACUAUCGUCAGUGCCGUGACAGGUUCCGGCACAAGCCUCUUGAGCCUCAAGUUGAUCCACUGAGCUGGAUCGGCUUGAUCGUCGUUUUGGCGCUGCCGCUGGUGCUCCUAUGGGUCUUUUGCAUGUUUCGGGAACGGCCCAAAUUGCUUGCAGGGGACGCAAGCCCAAACUUCUGCAUUCACCUCGUUGAUGGCACUCAGAGAAGCUUUCAUGAGUUUCUGUGUCAAAGACAUGUACCAACCUUACUGGUGUUCUACCAUACCCUCCAACCACUUGGAAAAGAUGAAGGGCAUUUGCUGAAAGUCUUCCAAGAGCUUGAAGAGAUAGACCAGCUGGUCAGCUAUCGAGAUGAAGACCUUCAGUGCAUCAUGGUGAACGUGGAGUCUAUGCAGAAAUGUCAAGACAUUGCUGCCUCCAGACCUUUCGGCACGGUGGUCCAUGGCCACGCCGUGCCGCCGAAGGCCUAUUCGGCCACUGGGCCAGUCCGGAAGAUGUUAGUCGAUGUGGAGGGGAAGAUCGUGAAGAUCGACGUGCGACUUCCAGACGACCUGCUAGACCUGCUCACAUCUGCUCAGACGUGA